This is a messenger RNA of Solanum tuberosum (potato), 1062 nucleotides long. RefSeq names its product pirin-like protein. NCBI's taxonomy places the organism in Eukaryota, Viridiplantae, Streptophyta, Magnoliopsida, Solanales, Solanaceae. The record is from RefSeq and is a predicted model, not a curated record. The transcript is spliced from 6 exons. Bases 50 to 916 code for a protein of 288 amino acids.
CAACAAACAAAAAAUAAAUUUAGUUGAAACAAACAUUAAAAACAUCAAAAUGUCUAUGUCCUCUAGACCAAGAUUGGUUGUUAAGAAAGUUUUGGCUAGAGCUCAAAAUGAAGGUGAUGGUGCUAUUGUUAGAAGAAGCAUUGGAAGGCCUGAAUUGCAGAAUCUUGAUCCAUUCCUCAUGUUAGAUGAGUUUAAUGUUUCACCACCUGCUGGAUUUCCUGACCAUCCACACAGAGGUUUUGAGACUGUCACUUACAUGUUGCAGGGAGCUUUUACUCAUCAAGAUUUUGCUGGUCACAAGGGCACAAUCAGGACUGGUGAUGUGCAGUGGAUGACAGCAGGAAGAGGUAUAGUUCAUUCAGAAAUGCCUGUUGGACCAGGUACUCAUAAGGGGUUGCAACUUUGGAUAAAUCUAUCUUCCAAGAACAAAAUGAUUGAGCCAAGGUAUCAAGAAUUGCUACACCAAGACAUACCAAAAGUGGAAAAAGAUGGCGUUUCGGUUACUAUUUUAGCAGGGGAAUCCAUGGGCAUAAAAUCCCAAGUUUUCACACGAACGCCUACAAUGUACCUUGAUUUCACCCUAAAACCAGGUUCUGAGCAUCACCAACGGAUCCCUGAGACCUGGAAUGCCUUCAUCUACAUAGUUGAAGGAGAAGGGGCGUUUGGUUCUUCGGAUUCAACUACUACACCAGCUCACCAUUGCUUGGUUUUAGGCCCUGGUGAAGGCCUAAGUGUGUGGAACAAAUCUUCAAAACCAUUGAGAUUUGUUCUGAUAGGAGGGCAACCGAUUAACGAGCCUGUCGUGCAGUAUGGUCCAUUUGUUAUGAACACUAAGAGUGAGAUUAUGCAGGCUUAUCAAGAUUAUCAACUUGGAAAGAAUGGAUUUGAAAGGUCAAGGCAAUGGUGUUCUAAAUGAGUAAACAGAGUUACAUCUUAUAUGCUUCAUCAAAAUUAGCCUAUAAACUAGUACAAUAUUCAUUAGUUUUCUUAUAAAUGUUAUGAUUUCAAGUUGUUUUAGUCUUUGUUUUCAUUUGAAAUGUGAUGUGUGUUGAGUGAAGUUUA